Messenger RNA from Pollicipes pollicipes, 2731 nucleotides. Its product is annotated as 3-hydroxyisobutyrate dehydrogenase, mitochondrial. The record is from RefSeq and is a predicted model, not a curated record. Gene Ontology annotation, molecular function: NAD binding; 3-hydroxyisobutyrate dehydrogenase activity; NADP binding. Lineage: Eukaryota; Metazoa; Arthropoda; Thecostraca; Pollicipedomorpha; Pollicipedidae. Gene Ontology annotation, cellular component: mitochondrion. Bases 68 to 1156 code for a protein of 362 amino acids. Gene Ontology annotation, biological process: L-valine catabolic process. The transcript has 8 exons.
AUAGAUCUAUAUGAAGGUGUUUGAGGAAUUCAGAAAUGUCUGGUGCAUGUACUGAUAACUCUUUUGUAUGAUUUACUUGCUAAACUUCGAUAAUGUAGACCGAUUGACUGAGUGCAAGGCCUGCGCCGGUGCUACCAAGUUUCUAUCGGCUCAUGGCUUGACAAAAGGCAAGAUGCUCUCAAUCAGGGCCUUCAGCUCUCACAUUGCCAGAUCUCAAGCACAUGCAUGGAGGUCAAUAGCAACUACGUCCGGCAGCCAUGCAACCAACUCGAAAGUGGGCUUCAUCGGUCUUGGAAAUAUGGGAGGACCCAUGGCUGAGAACUUGAUCAACAAGGGCCACGGCGUGUCGGUGUUCGACGUCUCGGAGGAGGCGGCCGGCCGGCUGGGCUCGCUCGGCGCCCAGGUGUGCUCCUCGCCGGCGGCCGUGGCCGAGGGGUGCGACCGCAUCGUCAGCAUGCUGCCCAACAGUCGGCACGUGCAGGACGUGUACGCGGGUGCUAACGGCAUACUCAGUACGGUGCAGCCCGGCACUCUGAUGAUCGACAGCAGCACCAUUGAUCCGGCCGUCUCCCAAGAGAUGGCGCUGGCAGCAGACGCCAAGUCCGCCGUCUACAUGGACGCACCCGUUUCAGGCGGGGUGAACGCGGCCCGCGGCGGCACGCUCACCUUCAUGGUGGGUGGACCGGACGGCAAAUUCGCCGCCGCCCGCCAGCUGCUGGAGUGCAUGGGCCAGAACAUUGUGCACUGCGGCGCCGUGGGCAGCGGUCAGGCGGCCAAGAUCUGCAACAACAUGAUGCUGGCCGUCAGCAUGAUCGGUGCUGCCGAGACCAUGAACCUGGGCACCAGGCUCGGCCUCGACCCCAAACUGCUGGCGAAGAUCCUGGCCACCAGCACCGGCCGCUGCUGGGCCAUCGACUCCUACAAUCCCGUGCCGGGCAUCAUGGAGAACGUGCCCUCUUCCAACGACUACAAGGGCGGGUUCGGCACGGCGCUCAUGUGCAAGGACCUCGGCCUGGCGCAGGCCUCGGCCACCGCGUCCGAGGCGUGUACGCCACUCGGCUCGGCCGCCCACCAGAUCUACCGGCUGCUGGUCAAUCAGGGCCACGGCCACCUCGACUUCUCGGCCGUCUACAAGUACAUCUCCGAGCACCGUUAGGCGUGCGCCGCCGGCCCAGACCAGUACGCAUGUCCAGACCUUUUUUCAGUGCUGCGAUACACGUCGUGAAUCCCGUCCAUGCAGUUAGUUUCCAAACUGUAGUAAUAACAUGUGUAUGAUUGAGGACGCCGCUUGUGAACGCUCACGGUGCUCCGCGAUGACCCAAAAGCGCGUUUGGUAUCAUUUGGUUGUAGUUGGUCCUGAAGCACUAAUUAUCCCGUAGGCUGUAUUCACCCUGAGUUUCGAUUAUUUUUGUAAGGAUGAAGUUCGCCCCCAAACGGUUAUAGCACUAAGGAAUGCUGAAUUCCUCUCCGGAAGCGGGUAGCGUUUAGCGCCAUAACAGCGGGCCGAAUAGUAAGGUCCAAUCCCCACCACCAGUACGAGCGAGACCCGGACACAAGUUUUGCCCAGUCGACAUCAUCGUCCCAAGCAUCAUUGUCACUCCAUGGGACUGUACAGCCUUAACUGCCGUGAUCUCCGCGUAGCCCUGCUGCCAGGCACCCUCCUGCCGUACUCGCCAUAUUAAGCCCAACCUGACAAUGGCAUUACGAGCAGGUGAAAAUGCGGAGAAAUCCAUUUUCGGAGCGUGUUCUUACGCUGCGAUUUGCGCGACAUAAAGCUCAUUUAGUCCCGCAAUGCAUUGGCAAAACCACGUUUCCUUUGCUACCACCUGGGCAACCCCAUUGCCGUGGGCACUUCUCCAGCGUAGGUAGGGUUCGCCCACAAGUGCAUGUGUUUGCAGUUAGAUGAACUGCGCCUUCCCAAGAGAGUGUGGCAGCUCGUGACAAGACAAAAGAAGUGCUCGAUUCCGGACUCAGGAUCUGCUUGCUUGGAGGGGGAGGGGAGAGGGAGGCUCACCAUGGUGCGUAAGUCCUGCCAAGCCGCCGUGUCUCGACUUGGGGUACGGAGUGGGACGGGAGAGGGGGGAGGGGUCUGGGCCAGUACGGCCUCGUGGCGCGCGUGUUUCACGGUGGAGGCAUGCUCGGGCCUUUUAGUGUAAGCGGAGAGCUCUAGCAUUCUGAUUGUGCAAUAUUGCUGUUUGACUUACGUAGUGCGGUAUAGGUGUUUGUUCAUCAAGCUCGGUGGUUAGAUUUUUUAAGUUGUAUUAGGUUCAGCGGCGUGGUGCGCUAGACUGGCCGGCGUUUGGCGGCUCAUUUGUCUGACCUGCUAGGGUUUAUUAUGCAGGCCAUUAUCCACGCAGACACUGUGUUGAGCAGGCCCGGAAAAGAUGCGCGUUUGGAAGCAAUGUGAAGAAGUCCAUGCAGUGCACAUGGUACGAAAUAGACUGGUAUUGGGCUCGUUUUUUGAACAUUUGGCGAAUGGCAUAGCGGAGAUUGGUGACACCUCCUCCCUGUAUUCCGUCCUAUUUGUAGCUCACGGAAUUCACGACAUAUAACGCUGCGUUUAUGCUGGACGGCUCGGGGGUUUGGGGUGAUCCUAGUACUUUCGCUGCUUUCCAGCCAGCGGCGAGAUAUCCCGUGAAUACUUGUCACCAAUGUCUGGUAUUCACUGCCGCGCAUGUUGUAUGUAAGACAUGAUGUCUCGAUGUGACUGGAAUAAAGUUGGCAUGCUUUA